GGUGAGUUUCGAGCUCCAAACAUGCCUCAGGGAUCACUUGAAGUUUCUCUUGUUAGGGCCAAGGGUCUUGAGGACAUGGAUACAUUCGGUAAAAUGGAUCCUUAUGUGAUCAUGACCUUAAAAACUCAGGAGCAGAAAAGCAGUGUUGCAACAGGACAUGGAAGUGAACCUGUAUGGAACGAGAAUUUCGUAUUCAAUGUGUCGAAAGGUGCCGAAGAACUCAAACUGAAAAUAAUGGACAGCGAUAUCGCUUUCGAUGAUUUCGUCGGAGAAGCUCAAAUUCCUUUGAGGGCUGUAUUUCAGAAAGGAAACAUUCCCCCAACUGCAUAUAAUGUUGUUAGGGAUAAAGUUUUCAAGGGAGAGAUUAAAGUUGGUCUCACUUUCACCCCUGAGGGUGGAUCUUCCCCAGUUUAUGGGAGGGAUGAAUCUUACGGAGGGUGGAAACAAUCUUCACCCGGAAGAGAUCGGCAUUCGAGCGACGAUGAAAGGGAUGACCGUCGUCGAAGGGGUAAAUCUCAUGGAAGGAGAAGGCACUCUUCAGAUGAGGAUUAG
Molecule: messenger RNA, 552 nt
Organism: Hibiscus syriacus
Lineage: Eukaryota; Viridiplantae; Streptophyta; Magnoliopsida; Malvales; Malvaceae
Product: elicitor-responsive protein 3-like
Exons: 5
Coding region: 22-552 (176 amino acids)
Source: RefSeq, a predicted model, not a curated record